AUGUCGGCUGCAGCUGCAGAAGAGUUGGUCAAGAAGGCUGAGCAGAAGAUGAAGGGUGGCGGUGGUCUUUGGGGCUAUCUCUCCGGCGGACCCAAGUACGAUGAGGCCAUUGAAAUCUACCAGCAAGCAGCGAACCAGUACAAGAUGGCCAAGAUGUGGCAGGAGGCUGGGAACUGCUUCGUGCAGUGCGCCUUUUGCGCGGAAAAGUCGGGCUCGCAGUCCGAUCAGGCCAACUACCUCUCCGAAGCUGGCAACGUGUUGAAAAAGGUCUCCACGCAGCUGGCGGUCGAACAGCUGGAACAGGCUGUAAGCAUCUACAGCGCGGGUGGCCGAUUCCAGCAGGCUGGCAAGCUCCUCCUCUCCGUUGCAGAACUGUAUGAGGCGGAGCGGCUGCAGCACAAGGAGUGCAAGGCCUUUUACAAGCGAGCGGCUGAGAUGUUUGAGCUCGCUGACCACUCCGAGUCAAACUUUUCAAAGUGUAACCUCAAAUAUGCGGAAUUCGCCGCUAAGGACGGCGAACUGGAGGAAGCAAUUCGGAUAUUUGAAUCCGAGGGUGAGAAGGCCCUUGGAAAGACGUUGCUUCAGUUUGGAGCCAAGGAGCAUUUCCUGAACGCCGGAAUCCUGCACUUGGUAGGCCCGGUGGAUCUUCUACCCCUUGCAGCAACAACGACAGCGGCAGCAACUGCAUGCAAAAGCUACUGUUGGUCACCAGUCGUCAGUAUGCAGUAUGCACACCACCGUCAUCAUGGUCACUAUCACGAUCCCCAUCAUCAUGAUCGCCACCACAAUCGUAAUACUCGUGAGAGGUUGUACUGGCGACUCAAAACUUCACCUCGACGGCAGCGGCACUGA
Messenger RNA from Symbiodinium sp. CCMP2592, 852 nucleotides. The record is from the annotation of a GenBank genome assembly. Lineage: Eukaryota; Dinophyceae; Suessiales; Symbiodiniaceae.